AUGAGCAUCGCUGACGGCGUGGAAAACAGCAUCGCCUCUGCCCGCCGCUACGCCUGCGAGGGCUUCGCGCUGUUUCUCAAGGCCAAGAUGAAUUGGACUUACAAGCCCCUCGCGCAGGAGAAUAUCGAUCGCUUCAGGCGGUGGCUCCCUGCUCUUGGGUACACGGGUAAGAGGUGCUUGCCACACGGCUCCUACCUGAUCAAUUUGGGCAAUCCGAACAAUGUCAAGCGGGCUCAAGCCAUGGAUAGCUUCCUCGACGAUCUGCGAAGGUGCGCCCUGCUCGGCAUCUCGGUGUACAACUUCCAUCCAGGCUCCGGCGUAGGCGAGUGCACAAAGGAGCAAGCUUGUACGAAUAUCGCCACGUGCAUCAAUGAAGCCCACCUCACACUCGCAAAAGAAAACCUUUCGUGCCCGAUCAUUCUACUCGAGAACAUGGCAGGUCAGGGUCAGCAAGUGGGGCGAUACUUCGAGGAGCUGGCAGACGUCAUCGCCCAAGUCAGGGACAAGGGGAAAGUGGGCGUCUGUCUGGACACGGCGCACGCUUUUGCUGCUGGGUUCGACAUUCACACCAUCGCAGGCUUCAACGCGAUGAUGGCCGACUUUGACCGCAUCAUCGGUGCGCAGUACCUGCACGGCAUGCACCUCAAUGACUCCAAGGAAGCGCUUGGGUCUCGCAAAGAUCGGCAUGAGAACAUUGGGCAGGGGCACAUCGGCCUGGCGCCCUUUUGGUGUAUCAUGAAUCAGGAGCGCUUCGCCGGGAUGCCUCUGGUGCUCGAGACACCUGCGGCGAGCUGGCGGGUAUGGAAGGGGGAGAUCGAGGCUCUCUACGAGUUGCAGGGGCUGCCGGAAGAGGAAGGGGCGUGGCGGGGGGUGAAAGAGAAGUUGAAGGCAUUGAGCGAAUUGCCAAAGGAGAUGGCGGGGACUGAUAUCGCAAAGGCCGGAUUGCCGCCGAAGCCCUACAAGGAUCAGAGGACCAAAGGGGAGGGGGACAAGAAAGGGGCCACGGGCAAGACCGCCCAAGCAAAGGUGAAAAAAGCUACGGCAGUCAAGAAGGAGAUAUUGAGAGGGCAGGCUUUACAGCACGCCACGGACGAGCUUGCCAUUGACAGGCCUGCCGCAGACGGUGGUCUCGCACCCAAGAGGAAGAGGAAGGCGCUGUGA
Messenger RNA from Jaminaea rosea, 1161 nucleotides. Its product is annotated as AP endonuclease. Gene Ontology annotation, biological process: base-excision repair. Gene Ontology annotation, molecular function: zinc ion binding; phosphoric diester hydrolase activity; DNA binding. Gene Ontology annotation, cellular component: nucleus; mitochondrion. The record is from RefSeq and is a predicted model, not a curated record. The transcript has 2 exons. NCBI's taxonomy places the organism in Eukaryota, Fungi, Basidiomycota, Exobasidiomycetes, Microstromatales. The coding region runs from base 1 to 1161 and encodes 386 amino acids.